Messenger RNA from Puma concolor (puma), 1196 nucleotides. Lineage: Eukaryota; Metazoa; Chordata; Mammalia; Carnivora; Felidae. The record is from RefSeq and is a predicted model, not a curated record.
AUGGGGGUUGCAGAGUGGCAAAUGAAUACAGAUGAGUUAAAAGCUGUAGGUAAAACGUGCCUACUGAUCAGUUACACAACCAAUGCGUUUCCUGGAGAAUAUAUCCCCACUGUCUUUGACAACUACUCUGCCAAUGUUAUGGUGGAUGGAAAACCGGUGAAUCUGGGCUUAUGGGAUACAGCUGGACAAGAAGAUUAUGACAGAUUACGUCCCUUAUCCUAUCCGCAAACAGUUGGAGAAACGUAUGGUAAGGAUAUAACCUCCAGGGGCAAAGACAAGCCGAUUGCCGAUGUAUUCUUAAUUUGCUUUUCUCUUGUGAGUCCUGCGUCAUUUGAAAAUGUUCGAGCAAAGUGGUACCCUGAAGUGCGACACCACUGUCCCAACACCCCCAUCAUCUUGGUGGGAACUAAACUUGACCUCAGGGACGACAAAGACACGAUUGAGAAGCUGAAGGAGAAAAAGCUGACUCCCAUCACCUACCCGCAGGGUUUGGCCAUGGCGAAGGAGAUCGGUGCUGUAAAAUACCUGGAGUGCUCGGCGCUCACGCAGCGAGGCCUCAAGACAGUGUUUGAUGAAGCUAUUCGAGCGGUUCUCUGCCCCCCUCCCGUCAAGAAGAGGAAGAGAAAAUGCCUGCUGUUGUAAAUGUCCGGGCCCCUCUCCUGCCCUGCCCCCCUCAGAACCUUUGUACGCUUUGCUCAAAAAUGGUGGAGCCUUCGCACUCAAUGCCAAGUUUUUGUUACAGAUUAGUUUUUCCAUAAAACCAUUUUGAACCAAUCAGUAAUUUUUAGGUUUUGUUUGUUUAAAGUGUAAGACUUCAAACUUUCACAUUAUAUUAAAAUUUAGCCCUAAAAUGGUAAGCUUUUUUAAAGCCUUAUUUUUCAGAAGCCCCUAUUCUUGCUCAGAUUAAGAGUUGCCAAAAUACCUUGUGAACUAAAUUGCAUUGUUGUGCUGAGAACACUAAGCACUAAACCGUUUAAGACCUUUGUCUUGAGAAGAGACCGCAGCCAGCCUCUCAAGUUCGGACGCACAGACCCCUGCUGGCUGAUCUCUGCCGGGAGAGCCCCCAGCCUCCUUCCGGAGACUGGCGGCCGCCUGGCGCAGCCCGGCCACCCCCAGCACCGAGCUGUGUGUCCUCCUGGAACGAGCGUAAUGACUCAGCUCUCUGAUCAAUCUUUUUGAUUUUGUAGUGAGAUUUU